UAUCACAUCAUCAAAAUUUUGAAAAACAGAAAUUUUUUCAAUUUUUGUGUCGAAAUUUACGAGAAAUGUAAUAAAAUGGAAACGGAUUUAAUUUUAAUAUGUACCGUAUUCUCAGGAUUAGUCAUCAUGGUCCUAUUUUAUUUCCUGUUCAGAGCUCAAAAACGUAAAAUCAAUCCAAAUGCAAAUGCUGAAGAAGAAGUUGUCGCACAAGCCCCUAGAAGGGCGAUCGGUAAUCGGAACAGAAUGCGAGGACAAGUGGCUGCCAGAGCUGCACCUCAGCAAAAUGCCGAAGAACAAGAAGCCGAAAGAACUUCCGAAUCGAUUGACUUGAAAUUAGAUGGAAAAAUAGGUGCUAAGAAAAGAGCUAAAAUGGAAGCGAAAGCUGAGAAAAAAGCUCACAGAGAGGUCGAAACUAAACUUCGAGAGCAACGUAAAAAGCAGCAAGAACAAGAAGAACUGAGUAGAAAGCAACGUGAAGAAAAAGAAAAAUUAGAAGAACAAAAAUUGGAAGAUGAGGAAAAACGAUUACGUGAAGAAAAAGAACGUAAAGAAGAAGAAGAAUAUUUAAAAAUGAAAGCAGCGUUCAGUGUCGAAGAAGAAGGAUUCGACGAGGAAGGAGAAACAGAAAGUGAAAAUUUACUCCAAGAUUUCAUUGAUCAUAUUAAAGAGAAGAAAGUUGUCAUGUUGGAAAAUCUAGCUGCUGCUUUUCACCUUCGUAUACAGACAGUCAUUAGCAGGAUAGAGGAUUUAUUAGCUAAUGGAAGAUUGACAGGAGUUAUCGAUGAUAGAGGGAAGUUUAUUUACAUCACAAUGGAAGAAUUGCAAGCUGUAGCUGAUUUUGUGAAGAAAAGAGGACGUGUUACCAUUCAAGAAUUGGUCGAAAAUAGCAAUAAACUAAUAACUAUUAAUUGAAUUUUCUUUUUUGUAAAAAUUGUUGCUUUGGUUGUGUUUUUGUAUUAAUUUAUUAAGAUGUUUUUUUCAACUCGGAAACAAGUCUUUUCAGUAAGUGAAUUAAAAAAUAUAAAUUUCGUUUCAAACUA
Messenger RNA from Planococcus citri (citrus mealybug), 1040 nucleotides. RefSeq names its product DDRGK domain containing 1 (gene Ddrgk1). Bases 76 to 912 code for a protein of 278 amino acids. Lineage: Eukaryota; Metazoa; Arthropoda; Insecta; Hemiptera; Pseudococcidae. The transcript has 6 exons. The record is from RefSeq and is a predicted model, not a curated record.